AUGGCCGGGGAGGCUGAGGCGCCGCCGCCUGAGGAAACUCUGUCGUUCUGGAAACGGGAGCAAGCCCGGCUGAAGACCCUCGUCGUGGUCGGGGACACGGAGGCGUGGCAGCGGGACGCGGCCUUCUCGGGGCUGCGGAGGGUCGGGGGCGUGGACGUGUCCUUCGUCAAGGGCGACAGCGUCCGCGCCUGCGCGUCCCUGGUGGUGCUCAGCUACCCCGAGCUCGAGGUGGUGUAUGAGGACUGCUGCAUGGUUAGCCUGACGGCUCCCUACGUGUCGGGCUUCCUGGCCUUCCGAGAGGUGCCCUUCCUGGUGGACGCGGUGCGGCGGCUGCGGGAGAAGGAGCCCCGCCUUGUGCCCCAGGUCCUCCUUGUGGAUGGAAACGGGGUUCUCCACCACCGAGGCUUCGGAGUGGCCUGCCACCUCGGCGUCCUCACAGACUUGCCCUGCGUUGGGGUGGCCAAGAAGCUCCUGCAGGUGGACGGGCUGGAGAACGACGCCCAGCACAGGGAGAAGAUACGACUUCUGCAGGCUGGAGGGGACUCAUUUCCCCUGGUAGGAGGCUCUGGGACCGUCCUGGGCAUGGCCCUGAAGAGCCACGACCACAGCAGCAAGCCCCUCUAUGUCUCUGUGGGCCACAAGAUAAGCCUGGAGGCUGCCGUGCGUCUGACCCAAGGCUGCUGCAGGUUCCGGAUCCCGGAGCCCGUGCGACAGGCUGACAUCCGCUCUCGAGACUACAUCCGCAGGACCCUGGGAGCCCCGGGGCCCCCCGCACCAGCACAGGAGAGGAGCCAGAAGGCACAGGGGCCAAAGGUGUGCCCCAAGGGAGGUUCGAAAGAGUCCAAAGGUGAGGACAGGCCCCCCGAGGCUCACAGCUGAGGUCCCAGGACACACCGCAAAGACCAGCAGCGGCAGUGGGGGAGCUGAGCCAGACACGGCGAAGCGCUCGGGCUGCCCAGCUUCCCGCUCCUGCCCGGAGCUGUGGGUCCCCAGCUGCAGGCCUCAGCACAUGCUGGCCACUCCGGUGACAGGGACGGCUGUAGGCUUGGCCCUGCUGCGUGGGCCCGGGCGGUGGUCCCUCCUGCUCCAAGGUCUCGGGCAGGAGGCUGUCAGGAGACACAUGUCCCACCUCAGAGCACCGGCCCCAGGAGGAGCCCAGCAGUGCUCUCCCAGGGCCCAGGAAGGGCAUUUAGGGUUCUGGGGGGUUCUUUGAUGUGUUUUGUUUUUGUUCUUAAAGUGCCCAGGUGGGCUUAGGCCUGCCAGACUGUGUGUCUGUCCCGGCUGCUCGUCCGCCCGCCCUUCAGCGCGCUCUGCUGCUGUGUUUGCUUUUGCGUUUUAUCUUUCCGGAGCUCAUUUCUAAACCAGCGGUUCCCCCCACCUCCACCCCGGCCAGUCAGCCAUACAGAGUGCCCUCUGCCCCGACCCUGGCAGGUGCAGACUGAAGUGGCCAGGCCUGGUCCCUGGCUGCCCUGCCCAGCGCUGGCACGCUCGGGGAUCAGGGAUCCUGUGGGCUGGCCCGGGUGCCAGAGGCCUGGCGCGGAGAUCCAGGGGGAGCGGUGUCGGGCCCUGCCGCUCCUGCCAGGGGCUGCAAGGCUGGAAGCCAGUUGAGACACGUCCUGUCCGGGCCGGAGUGCCCUCCCCCGCCAGCCUCCUUACCCCAAGCCCAGCCUCCCCUGCAGGGACGCAGCACGCCCUAUCUCGGCUGCUUGUCUCACUGAGGGCUGCAAGGCCCAGCUUGCGGGGGCCGUGCCCCUCACCCACGGCCCCCAGGCCUCUGCGUGCCUGCUUGCCCUCCAGGUUCCCUCCCUCCACGCCUGGCAUUUGCAGACAAGUCUUAUUUUAAGAGGCCCUUCUUGCUUUUCAUACUAUUUCUCAAAGAGCUGGUCGUCACGGUCUGGACGACCCUGGGGCUCAGCACCCGCCCCCCAGCAUCUUCCAUUUUUGAGAAGUGAGCUCUUCUCUGGGGCCCAAGCCCUGGGGAGAAACGAGGAGGGACAGUGAGCGAGGCAGGCUGCUGGCCCUUUUCCCCUCCUGCUCCGUUGGUGCUCCCGAGGCCCCCUUACGAGGCCGGGUGGCUGGGGGGAGGCUGAGUCAGGCGGCCCCACUCGAUGGCAGUGGCCCCUGUGUGGGACAGCUCCGUGGGAGGCAGGAUUGCUCCAGGGCAGGUGGGGCUAUGGAGGGCCACGAGGUGCUCUCCCCAUGGCGGGUCCCAGCAUGUUCCACAUGCCUUUCAGGGGACUUCUGCUUGUGGGAAGGAAGCACCAGGUUCCGUCCUCCUGUCCAAGCCGGUCUCGGUCCCCACCCUCACCCCCACUUGCAAAGCUCUUGGCCUUAACUGCCUGGCAGUAAACACCAGCCCUUCUGUCCCGGGCUAGGGCUUUUCUUGCCCAAAUGCAUCAGGACCAGGGGUGGGAGUGCAGGGUCGAGUUCAGGCCCAAACGGCCUGACGGCCCCUUACCAACUGGCCUUGGGCUAAGCUACGCACCACCCCAGACCCCAGUGCACCGUGUGGAGGGGUGUGGCACAGAGCCCGCCUCGUCAGUCCUGCACAAAGGAAGGGACAGCGUUUGGGGGGGUGGUUCGUGGAGGCCAGGGUGGACAGCCAUCUGCUGCAAAGCUGCCUAACAGCUCCAGUGAGAAGGAAGAACCAGGAAGGAAAGGAGUCCCCCUCUCUUCCCAGCCUUCCCUCCACCCCAGGCCCCCAGAACGCAAGUCCUGCGAGGGCUGCACAGACAAGACCAGGCCUCGCAGGUCCAGACCGUGCCUUAUGGAUCCCCCCGCAGGCGUGUGGACAGGAGAGCUUCCCUGGGGGGCUGGGAGGCUUGGCACCAGGUCCCAGCAACAACCCCCAGGGUCCCGCCCUCUCUAAGGGGUGCAGGCAGAUGGCCCUGGCUCCCCACUGGGGCGGGAGGGGGGCUCUGCUGAAAGCCAUUGGCUCCUCAGUGACCAGAGGGGCCGGGUGGGCAUGACCUGCCACAGUGGGGUCCCCACCUCCCUCCAUGAAGAACAGGCCAGAGCGUGGAGAGGAGUUUACAGACAACUCACCCGAGUGGGUUUUGUUUUGAUAUUAAAGUCACAUCACAAAAA
Messenger RNA from Neogale vison (American mink), 3087 nucleotides. RefSeq names its product endonuclease V (gene ENDOV). NCBI's taxonomy places the organism in Eukaryota, Metazoa, Chordata, Mammalia, Carnivora, Mustelidae. Gene Ontology annotation, molecular function: RNA endonuclease activity producing 5'-phosphomonoesters, hydrolytic mechanism; single-stranded RNA binding. The transcript has 9 exons. The record is from RefSeq and is a predicted model, not a curated record. Bases 1 to 879 code for a protein of 292 amino acids. Gene Ontology annotation, cellular component: cytoplasm; nucleolus. Gene Ontology annotation, biological process: DNA repair.